Sphaerulina musiva SO2202 is the source of this 750-nucleotide messenger RNA. RefSeq lists its product as uncharacterized. The coding region runs from base 1 to 750 and encodes 249 amino acids. The record is from RefSeq and is a predicted model, not a curated record. Lineage: Eukaryota; Fungi; Ascomycota; Dothideomycetes; Mycosphaerellales; Mycosphaerellaceae. The transcript is spliced from 2 exons.
AUGCCAAGAGAGACUGAAGAAGAAAUGUUCAAACGCCUGACGUCCGAGGCUCGCGCUGAAGCUCGACGGGAACAAUAUCGAGACCUCGAACGUAGAAGACAGCGGAAGAUUGAGCGGAUAUUGAAGGAGAGGCUACCGCAUGAACAAGAGGCAGAAGAGGAGGAGGAAGAAGAAGAAGAGGAAGCAGAGGAUGAGGAUGAGGAUGAGGAGGCGGUUGUACGACAAGAGGUGCAUAUGGUCGUGCAACCGACGUCGAUAUUCCAAGCGAGCAGGAGAAAAGCAAGGAGAGGGAAGGGAAUCAUCAUGGCUAAGCCACGAAAGAGGAUGAUGAUGUGUUCGGCGGCGGCGGGGGCAAUGACGAGUGUGGGAGGAGCGGACGUGAGCGUGGACGAGGAUGCGGAUUUGGAUGUGGUGGAGUUGGAUCGCGUUGAAGCUAACAACAAUAUCAAUGGCAAUUGGGUUUGUUGUUCUGCUGAGGAGGAGGAAGAGAUGGGAGAUGUACCACCACAAGUACCCACGCCUCCGAGACGAGAUGACGGGACCACGAUGGAUUCGGUUGCUGAAAGGUGUCUGGUUUUCGCACAAGAUGAGGAGGAGGAGGAGGAGGAGGAGGAGGAGGAUCGAGAGGAGGAAAAGGGUGAGCUCGCGACAUAUGUCAAGGAAAGUGAACGUCGUCCAUUGCCAGGCCAAGUGCAAGGUGAAGGGCGGAUAGAGGAACAGGUUGGGAAGAAGCUUGGCGUCAAGCUAUAA